This is a messenger RNA of Exophiala oligosperma, 778 nucleotides long. RefSeq lists its product as uncharacterized. NCBI's taxonomy places the organism in Eukaryota, Fungi, Ascomycota, Eurotiomycetes, Chaetothyriales, Herpotrichiellaceae. The coding region runs from base 1 to 759 and encodes 252 amino acids. Gene Ontology annotation, cellular component: cytoplasm. Gene Ontology annotation, biological process: N-acetylglucosamine metabolic process. The transcript has 3 exons. The record is from RefSeq and is a predicted model, not a curated record.
AUGCCGCAUUCCGUUCACUCACUGGGUGGGAUGGAAACACCCAUCGAAGGAGGCGGGGAUGCGGUAGACUUGUCCUUACGAUAUUGGAAUGCGAAUCAGCCUCGGGCCGCGUGGAGCGAGGAGUGUCCCGAGUUUCUAGAGGGUAUCAGUGAGAAGAACAAAGUGAUACUGUCGAAGCGGGACGAGGAAUUUGACAGAAUUACUUGGGACAAGUGCAAGGAGUUGGUUAGUGAAAAUACAAUCUAUCAAUUCCAGCGCAAUGCGAGUCAGCUUCGAGGCUACCUCGAGUAUAUUCACCAUUUGAAGAAGAAGCAUGGCAGCGUGCUGGAGUAUGUGAAGCAGUUCAGACUUAAGUGGGCAGAUAUUACGUCUUCCGACAAGCCACCAUUUGAAGAUGCCAGUGAUUUCAAGAUCCUGUACAAUGACUGGCCCUACCAUGUCGAUGAGGAUAUCACCCACCUUGUGGUAUGGACAAAGUUCACUAUCGAUGAGGAAGAGCAGACCGGGGAGGUCACACCAGAAGGAAAGAGACAGACUGAGGACUUUAUCAAGAAGACCUUCUUACGCCAAGGUAUAACGAGAGACCAGAUCAUUUGGUUCAAGAACUGGAAGAGCUUGAAGAGUGUACACGCUUUAGAGCAUUUUCAUGUCAUGCUUUACAAAGCACCACGAGAUUUGUUGGAUGAGGUUACCAGGGGAGAUCGACCGACUUCGGAAAGUUGGACUUCUGGGACAGAAUACUCCUACUCUGUGGUCUGAGCAUGUGAUCGUCGAUGCU